GGCAGACGUCCAUACCACUACGCCACACCAACUCCCUACUAUGGCAGACGUCCCUAUUACUACGCCACACCACAUCCUUACUAUAGGAGACCACAUUCCUUCUACUACGCCACACCAACUCCCUACUAUGGCAGACGUUCAUACUACUACGCCACACCACGUCCUUACUACAAAAGACCACGUCCAUACUACUACGCCACACCAUGUCCAUACUAUGGCAGACGUCCAUACUACUACGCCACACCAACUCCCUACUAUGGCAGACGUCCCUAUUACUACGCCACACCACAUCCUUACUAUAGGAGACCACAUUCCUUCUACUACACCACACCAAGUCCUUACUACAAAAGACCACGUCCCUACUACUACGCCACACCAACUCCCUACUAUGGCAGACGUCCAUACUACUACGCCACACCACGUCCCUAUUACUACGCCACACCACAUCCUUACUAUAGGAGACCACAUUCCUUCUACUACGCCACACCAACUCCCUACUAUGGCAGACGUUCAUACUACUACGCCACACCACGUCCUUACUACAAAAGACCACGUCCAUACUACUACGCCACACCACGUCCAUAUUACUACGCCACACCACAUCCUUACUAUAGGAGACCACAUUCCUUCUACUACGCCACACCAACUCCCUACUAUGGCAGACGUUCAUACUACUACGCCACACCACGUCCUUACUACAAAAGACCACGUCCAUACCACUACGCCACACCAACUCCCUACUAUGGCAGACGUCCAUACUACUACGCCACACCACGUCCCUAUUACUACGCCACACCACAUCCUUACUAUAGGAGACCACAUUCCUUCUACUACACCACACCAAGUCCUUACUACAAAAGACCACGUCCCUACUACUACGCCACACCAACUCCCUACUAUGGCAGACGUCCAUACUACUACGCCACACCACGUCCCUACUACUACGCCACACCGACUCCCUACUAUGGCAGACGUCCCUAUUACUACGCCACACCACAUCCUUACUAUAGGAGACCACAUCCCUUCUACUACACGACACCAACUCCCUACUAUGGCAGACGUCCAUACUACUACGCCACACCGACUCCCUACUAUGGCAGACGUCCCUAUUACUACGCCACACCACAUCCUUACUAUAGGAGACCACAUCCCUUCUACUACACCACACCAACUCCCUACUAUGGCAGACGUCCAUACUACUACGCCACACCACAUCCUUAAUAUAGGAGACCACAUCCCUUCUACUACACCACACCAACUCCCUACUAUGGCAGACGUCCAUACCACUACGCCACACCAACUCCCUACUAUGGCAGACGUCCAUACCACUACACCACACCAACUCCCUACUAUGGCAGACGUCCAUACUACUACGCCACACCACAUCCUUAAUAUAGGAGACCACAUCCCUUCUACUACACCACACCAACUCCCUACUAUGGCAGACGUCCAUACUACUACGCCACACCACAUCCUUAAUAUAGGAGACCACAUCCCUUCUACUACACCACACCAACUCCCUACUAUGGCAGACGUCCAUACCACUACGCCACACCAACUCCCUACUAUGGCAGACGUACAUACUACUACGCCACACCACGUCCUUACUACAAAAGACCACGUCCCUACUACGCCACACCACAUCCAUAUUAUGGCAGACGUCCAUACUACUACACCACACCGACUCCCUACUAUGGCUGACGUCUAUACUAUACCACACCACGUCCAUACUAUGCUACACCUCCAUACUCCAAUACCACUAGUGACACCACAACAUAUUCCAAUAACAGCACAUUGCAGCAAACCUAAGCGGUUCUUCUACUUCUCUGCCUUUGAUUCCCUGUUUUAUUCUUUUUGGGUCACCAAACAAAUUUAGGAGGAAACAUUGUGGUUUGGAAACGUCUUAAGGUAGAACUGUAAACUGGUCACCCAUAACAUUUUGACCAACAGAAUGUUAUUGUUGCAACUGUCAGCGGGUGGGAGUCAUCCAUGUUGUUUUGAAGGACCAGUACUGAUUGUCAGGUGGUCCUGAUGUCAUUCCUGAUUAGUUAUGGUGAAGUUCCAGUUUCUCUUUCUCAUCAACAGACUCAACACUUUAGUUCUGACUUCCUUCAAACACAAUUCAAGUCAUUCCAGAUGCUUUUUUAAUUUUCUGGCCAACCUUCUGCUUUGUUCCAGUUUCACAUAAACAAGAAAUGAAGACAAACAGGAUAAUCUAUUAUUAAUCUCUUACUUUUAUAAGAAGCAGCAAUUAUUUGUGUCCAUUAAGCUCUUUUGUAUAAAAAUUGAGAACUGAUUCCUUAUCCAUUAAAGAUUUUUUGAUAUUUGAUGUUAGAGACUUGUUUAUAACAUUAUCCUAUAAACAGCUUAUGUUUUCAUUUAUUUCAAUGACUUUCUACUUCUACCCAUCUAAAUGGUUUGAUUUGUCUUAACUGGAUUUUAGGUGGAUGUUUCUGUUUACCCAAUACAUCAUGGUGGACUUUGCUUUUACAGCUCUGAAAUAUUACUGUAAAUGAAUAAAAUUUGAU
Messenger RNA from Xiphophorus maculatus (southern platyfish), 2528 nucleotides. Its product is annotated as extensin-2-like. Bases 41 to 1876 code for a protein of 611 amino acids. The record is from RefSeq and is a predicted model, not a curated record. The transcript is spliced from 2 exons. Lineage: Eukaryota; Metazoa; Chordata; Actinopteri; Cyprinodontiformes; Poeciliidae.